GCGGCGGACGGGGCGGGGCUUCAAGAGAGAGGGAGGGAAGGAGGCAAAAGGAUAAGAACGGGAGAGGAGCUGGCGCCUACGGUGGCCGAAGAGGGACGCGCAGAGCCGGAGGCUGCAGGAUGAUGCGAUUUAUGCUGCUGUUCAGCCGGCAGGGGAAGCUGCGGCUACAAAAAUGGUACCUGGCCACCUCGGACAAAGAGCGAAAGAAGAUGGUUCGGGAGCUAAUGCAGGUCGUUCUGGCUCGCAAGCCCAAGAUGUGCAGCUUCCUGGAGUGGAGGGACCUCAAAGUUGUCUAUAAGAGAUAUGCCAGCCUCUACUUCUGCUGCGCCAUCGAGGGCCAAGACAACGAGCUUAUCACGCUGGAGCUGAUCCACCGGUACGUGGAGCUCCUGGACAAAUACUUCGGCAGCGUUUGCGAGCUGGACAUCAUCUUCAACUUUGAGAAGGCCUACUUCAUCUUGGAUGAGUUUCUGAUGGGGGGUGACGUCCAGGACACCUCCAAGAAGAGUGUGCUGAAGGCUAUCGAGCAGGCGGACCUGCUGCAGGAGGAGGAUGAGUCGCCGCGCAGUGUGCUGGAGGAGAUGGGUCUGGCCUAGCCUCCGCCCGGGGCCACGUGGACAUGUGGGGAGCUGGUGGAGAGGCAGGGCAUCGGUGGCCCUUUUCUUGGUGGGACCCAGCUGCCCCUCCUCUGCUGCCUCACCUUCUUUUGCAGUGAGCUGUGGGCUCAGGACCCUCAAACAUUCCCUCCCUCCACCCCCUACCUCCUGUUUCCUCUUUUCCCACUGAAGGUUUUAGGAGCUAGGAGGCAGGAAAAUGUGACCAAGUCGGGGGUGCUAUUUGGCUUUCAUCCCCUGCCUUUGAAGAACUAAUGUCACCCCAAACUCCCCCCCACCCUUAUAACUGUAAAUAUAUAAAUAUGUCAGGUUAAAGGGAAAAGGUUUUCAGGGCUCUUCUCUUCUCCCUGCCCCAUAACCUACCUCCAGCCCUCCCCGCAGCCAGCCAGGGCAGCUUCUCUGCCUGGGAGGGGGACCUCCGUGUCUCCAGAGGGAAGUCCUUUUCCCUCAUCUGUCUCCUCCCCUUCCUUCUUGGCUGCAGUGGGGCCUCCGUUCAGUUCCAGGGGAGGAGCAACAUAGUUAAUUUUUUUCUAACCUUGCUACUUUGAGGAAAGGGAGGGCUGGGGGAAGGGUAGGCUUUACAGAAGACUGGGCCCUGUCCCUCCUUCACUCCGAGUUCCCGGUGAGGCAGGAGCUAAGUGGGUGGGGUGGGGAAAGUGUCUGAUUUUGUUUUCUUUUCCUCUAAAAUAAAAGGAAAAGCAUUUCUGGAC
Messenger RNA from Globicephala melas (long-finned pilot whale), 1324 nucleotides. RefSeq names its product adaptor related protein complex 1 subunit sigma 1 (gene AP1S1). NCBI's taxonomy places the organism in Eukaryota, Metazoa, Chordata, Mammalia, Artiodactyla, Delphinidae. Gene Ontology annotation, molecular function: clathrin-cargo adaptor activity. Gene Ontology annotation, biological process: vesicle-mediated transport; intracellular protein transport. The record is from RefSeq and is a predicted model, not a curated record. Gene Ontology annotation, cellular component: AP-1 adaptor complex; intracellular membrane-bounded organelle; membrane coat.